GUUUUUGUUCAGUGAGGUAGGGGGCGGAGAGGAAGCAUAGGCUCACAUGAUGGCACUUACACUGGUAUCCAUCUUAAUUGCUGCCAUCCCUGUGGUCUACUGCUAUCCUGCUGCCUUCCAAGACCUGGAGGAACUCGGCAAAAACAGAACCUCCAUUAAGUUCCUGGCUGUAGGAGACUGGGGUGGAGUGCCUUAUCCGCCGUACAUCACCGCUGUGCAGAAGGCUACAGCUCGCGAAAUGAGCAAAGUAGCAGAGCAGAUGGGAGCUGACUUUAUUCUGGCCCUUGGCGAUAACUUCUACUACAAAGGUGUGGACAGUGUGGAUUCUCCUCGGUUUAAGGACACGUUCGAAUCGGUGUACACUCAAAAGUCUCUCAAAGUCCCCUGGUAUGUGCUUGCUGGCAAUCAUGACCAUGCGGGGAACGUCAAAGCACAGAUCGAGUACAGCCACAGGUCUGACAGAUGGAAAUUCCCAUCUUACUAUUACGAGCUGAACUUCCACAUCCCCAACACAGGGAAGACCUUGACCAUCAUCAUGCUCGACACCAUAAUGCUGUGCGGCAACUCUGACGACUACGUGGAUGAGAAGCCCAGAGGCCCCCUGCGUGCGGUGGAUGCCAACCGUCAACUGACCUGGCUGCAGGAGAGACUGGCCCGGUCCACGGCAGACUUCCUGUUGGUGGCGGGCCACUACCCUGUGUGGUCCGUGUCCGAGCACGGGCCCACGGAGUGCCUUCUGAAGAGGCUUCAUCCUCUGCUCAUUAAAUACAAGGCCACUGCUUACCUCUGCGGCCAUGACCACAAUCUGCAGUACAUUGAAGAGUCUGGUGUGGGCUACGUGGUGAGCGGAGCAGGGAACUUCCUGGAUCCUGAUGUCCGUCACUGGAACCACGUUCCCAAAGGUUCUGUGAAGUUCUUCACCGGCCAAGCAUCAACACUGGGAGGCUUCGUCCAUGCAGAAGUCACAAAGAACAAGAUGACCGUGACCUUCUUCCAGGCUAAAGGCACUUCUCUCUAUCGCACUGUCCUCUCCGAAAGGAACUUGGAGUAGAUUAGCUAACCACAGGAACUGUCAAGUUUUCAAUUACAUGAAGGGUUGGCCUGCAGUGUAGUUUAAGGUCAAAGUAAUGGCUGUUUAAUCCUGUCUUUUUAAAGUUUGGCAUUAAUAUUUCAAAGCAAUGAUGUAUAUUUUUAAAAAAGGGAAUCAACUAGUUUUACAUGUAAAUUUAAAGAAUAAAUGUGGUUUGUUUAAUUAAAAAAAAAAAAUGUGUCUUGUCAGUUCA
Chelmon rostratus (copperband butterflyfish) is the source of this 1283-nucleotide messenger RNA. It is a transcript of the gene acp5a, whose product is annotated as acid phosphatase 5a, tartrate resistant. NCBI's taxonomy places the organism in Eukaryota, Metazoa, Chordata, Actinopteri, Chaetodontiformes, Chaetodontidae. The record is from RefSeq and is a predicted model, not a curated record. The transcript is spliced from 6 exons. The coding region runs from base 47 to 1051 and encodes 334 amino acids. Gene Ontology annotation, molecular function: ferric iron binding; ferrous iron binding; acid phosphatase activity. Gene Ontology annotation, biological process: bone resorption.